AUGAUACGACCCAAGACCCCCUGUGAGAUUGCUAGAGAUACUGCGAUGAAAAUAGUCAUGCCUGGAGUCUACGUCCCCACGUGUGACAACGAUGGACAAUACACCCAUGAACAAUGUUCAGGCUCUACAGGUUACUGUUGGUGUGUGAACAGUUCUGGACAGAAGAUCCCGGGUACUGAUUCUCCACCAGGCACUCCUAUAAUCAACUGUACCACACAGAAUGCUAUGAUACGACCCAAGACCCCAUGUGAGGAUGCUAGAGAUGCCGCUUUAAAUGGCUCAAUUGGAGCCUACGUCCCCACAUGUGACGGCAAUGGACAAUACACCCCCGAGCAAUGUUGGGGCUCUACAGGUUACUGUUGGUGUGUGAACAGUUCUGGACAGAAGAUCCCGGGUACUGAGACUCCACCAGGCACUGAUAGAAUCAACUGUACCACCCAGAGUAAGUGA
Salvelinus namaycush (lake trout) is the source of this 450-nucleotide messenger RNA. Its product is annotated as equistatin-like. Lineage: Eukaryota; Metazoa; Chordata; Actinopteri; Salmoniformes; Salmonidae. Gene Ontology annotation, cellular component: basement membrane. Gene Ontology annotation, biological process: cell-matrix adhesion. The coding region runs from base 1 to 450 and encodes 149 amino acids. The transcript has 4 exons. The record is from RefSeq and is a predicted model, not a curated record.